CUCCCCGCCCCUCUAGCGGGACAGCUGCUGGCUCGCUGGGAUCCCGAGAGCUGCCUGGCUGCAGGCGGCGGGCCGGGCCCCGGUGGGUGCGCUGCGGCGGGCACCAUGGUGCUGUCGGUGCCCGUGAUCGCGCUGGGCGCCACGCUGGGCACGGCCACCAGCAUCCUCGCGCUGUGCGGGGUCACCUGCCUGUGCCGGCACAUGCACCCCAAGAAGGGAGUGCUGCCGCGGGACCUGGACCCCGACCCGGAGAAGGCGAAGCCGGGCGUGCUCCAGCCAGACCAACAGUUUAAUGUUAAAAAAUCCACGGAACCUGUCCAGCCACGAACCCUCCUCAAGUUCCCAGACAUCUAUGGUCCCAGGCCAGCUGUGACAGCUCCAGAGGUUAUCAACUAUGCAGACUACACGCUGAGAUCUACGGAAGAGCCCGCAGCACCUGCCAGCCCCCAGCCCUCAAGCGACAGUCGCCUCAAGAGGCAGGUCACAGAAGAGCUGUUCAUCCUUCCUCAGAAUGGGGUGGUGGAGGAUGUCUGUGUCAUGGAGACCUGGAACCCAGAGAAGGCUGCCAGCUGGAACCAGGCCCCCAAACUCCACUACUGUCUGGACUAUGACCAGCAGAAGGCAGAAUUGUUUGUGACCCGUCUGGAAGCAUUGUCCAGUGACCACGACGGGGGCUGUGACUGCUAUGUCCAAGGCAGUGUGACCAACAGGACUGGCUCUGUGGAGGCCCAGACCACUCUAAAGAAACGGCAGCUGCACACGACCUGGGAGGAGGGCCUGGUGCUCCCCCUGGCAGAGGAGGAGCUCCCCAAGGCCACCCUGACGCUGACCCUGAGGACCUGUGACCGCUUCUCUCGCCACAGCGUGGUUGGGGAACUCCACCUGGGCCUGGAUAGAAUGUCUGUGCCUCUGGGGGUUGCCCAGUGGGGUGAGCUGAAGACUGCAGCUAAGGAGCCGUCUGCAGGAACUGGAGAGGUCCUUCUGUCCAUCAGCUACCUCCCAGCUGCCAACCGCCUCCUGGUGGUGCUGAUUAAAGCCAAGAACCUCCAUUCUAGCCAGUCCAAGGAGCUCCUGGGAAAGGAUGUCUCUGUCAAGGUGACCUUGAAGCACCAGGCUCAGAAGCUGAAGAAGAAGCAGACAAAACGGGCCAAGCACAAGAUCAACCCUGUGUGGAAUGAGAUGAUCAUGUUCGAGCUGCCUGAUGACCUGCUGCAGGCAUCCAGUGUGGAGCUGGAGGUGCUGAGCCAGGACGAGAUGGGGCAGAGCUGUGCACUUGGCCGCUGCAGCCUGGGGCUGCACACUUCUGGCUCUGAGCGCAGCCACUGGGAGGAGAUGCUCAAAAACCCACGCCGGCAGAUCGCCAUGUGGCAUCAGCUGCACAUGUAGCCAGCCGCAUGGCCGCCUCCCUUCCUGGGCAGUUCUGGCUGUCCUUUCAACCUACUCUUUUUGCCCUGUCCUCCAUUCUGCCACCCAGAAGACAGAGACAGACGUGUUUGCAAAGGGCAGGACCCCUUCCUCUCAUAACACUUCUGUUUCUAAGAAAUAAGCAAGGCCAGGCAAUGUGUGGAUGUAGGACAUUCGGGUCACACUGAGGGAUGCAAUUUACUCACCUGCUAUUGAGAGAGACAUUUACCAAAUGCAACUCAUGUGCCCAUUUUACAGGUAGGGUUAGGCCAGUUAUAUUUGGGGAAUAAUGGAUGCAAAGAAGAAUUUUGCUUUUUAAAAAUAAGCUUUUCAAAAAUGCUGAAGGAAAUAAAAGUUAUCCUGGAUCAACUCCUAGAAUUGGAGAUUGUCCAGGUGGGAUGAAACUUUGGGCAGCAUUAAGUAAAGUUCCCCAUGUGAGGUGGUCACCUAGUACAGUCACCAGCAGGUCCUUGGCCCCACCUGGACAGUUCCAAGUCAGUAUUCCUGGUUGAAGCUCAGGAGCCUUCAUUUCUAACAAGCCCUGGGAUGGGGGGGCGGGAUCUGAAGUAGAGGGCACCAUGCUGCACUUGGAGAAAUUCCUUCAACAAUGUCCUAGACAGGUUUUCAACCAUAGUCCUUGAUGAGGGUCCCAGCACCAUGGGGCAGCCAUUAUCAGUGCUUGGGCACCUCAACCAUCUGGGGCCUCCGUUUUUUAUUUAUUUUAAUUCUUUGUAUUUGUGCUUUUUAGAUCCUGUUCUUAGAUUGAAUUUGUGCUUUUUAUUGAAGAAAUUUGUUUUAUUUUAUAAUCAGUUUAUACCAUUCUUGGGGAGACCUUCCCUGACAAAGUAUAGGUGGAAUCCUUUGUUAGUCACUAGAUCCUGAAUGCGAAUUGUCACAUCUACCAGCGUCACCAAAGUGACCCUCUGAGAUAGACCCAUCCCUUCUCAGCAUGCCAGUCACUUUGGAAGGAAUUUAGUUAUUAAGUUAUUUGGUUACAUCUGGCUAUAUGGAGAUGGCGAUAGAAGGUAACUUUAAAAAGGAAAUAAGAUCUUUUGCAAAUGUGCCUCCUUCCUCCCUCAAUUUCCAGGAGCUAUAACUUUAUUUGGUAAAUAACCAGCAGCUAGAUUUCGAAUUCCUACCUUGUGAUUCCAAGUAGAUGCCCACAUCGUUAAUUAAAUCUAAAUUAUGAGGUUUGUUGAGUGGAUCUAUUACUCACCCAUGAACCAGGAUUCCUGGAUUUUGUUGUCGUCCUUGCCCUUCAGAAUUCCAGUUUGCAUCUGUAAAAUGGGACUAACGGCAGGGAACCCUGUGAAUGGUGUGAUGAAUAAAGUAGUGUCCAAAGCUGUCAGCACUCCUUGCCUAAAAACAAACUCUGAGGCCACCAAACAAAUCAUCUUGAAGCUAGGUUACUAUUUUUACUUUAAGUUGGCAGCUGAGAAUGUCCAGAAAGCACCAGAACCAUCUCAAGCAUUCCCAGAAUGAUGGAUUCUGCAUUUGGGAUCCUCUAAUACUAACAUCCAAACUCUAAGCCUUCAGAUGACACUCUAGUUCCCGAUCUAAGCUAGAAUUUCUAGGUGAGGUGGGUAAGGGCUUAAUUCCUUCAACAAGUCAAUUCAUCCUUGGCCGCUUCUUGAGAAUAAGAGCAGGGGCCUUAGAAUUUUCGGUCAUUAUUUUUCCUUUCUAUACAAAAAUUGAUAAGCAUUAGAAGUAACUUCUACCCAUCCUCUGAAGAAACAGAAAAAAUGCCUAGUCCCUCUUUAAUGGGAAAGACAAUUAGAAACCUUGAUCAUUAAGGUUGUUUGGCCCCUGCCAAGUGUUUUUAGGAAAAGCAUUUGUUAGUGGUUUCCUGUAACAUAUUUUUUGUGAUCCCCUUACCAUACUGCUCUCUUCUUUUUGGUUAGCAUGGCUAAAAGAGAACAAAACGUUCCUUACAUAAGCUGAAAGCUGACCGGCAUUCUCUUUCUGGCAACAUCUGUUCCUCCAAUCUAGAAAAGUUUGGAUUCUAGACUAAAAAUAAGGAAACAUAGGUUAUAUUUCCUUAUAAAUCUAUGCACCAGCCUUAUAGUCCUGUCAAAGGAAUUUGAGGUGGGCUGGGCAGGACGCCUGAUCCUAGAGUAUCAUUCCCCCAUGAAGCAUCCAUCUUGUGGGAUCUUAAAGAUUCAAUCUUCCAGAAUCCAGAUUAAAGGUUGCCCCUGACAGGAGCCAUAUUCCAUUACAGAACAUCGUAGGUGGAGCUGGUCACCUAGCUUGGCGGGGAUGUGCAGAAAUGAGAUGUGUUUUGAAGGGGCUUGUCUGUUGUGUUUCAGUCCCUAGGAUAAAGCUAACUCAUGGAUGCUUCAUAAGUACUUGUUGAAUGAUUUAAGGAUGGAUGGGGAAUAAAGGUAUAUACAGAAAAAAGACAUUGCAAAUGGCAUAACAAAUAGAAUCCUAUCUGAGUUCUCAAUGGUACAGGCAUCAGACAUCUCAGCAGUUAGCCUAGAAAUUCAUAACAUUGAGUAUUACUAUUUGCCUAAUGACAAUUCAUAGCUCCUUGUGUAAGUGUAAUUAACAAAAGAAGAGAAUGGAAGUGCUGUGCUUUUCCACCAAAAUUCCAUCUUAGUGAAUUUUAAAUUACCCAGAGAUGUCAGACUGCCGAGUCAAAAUACUUUAGUAAUCUCUGCUUCAGCUUACCUGGUACAUUUGCAAUUUACUAUUGAAUUAGAGUAAUUGAGUCUAUGUGAACACAUCCAAUUGUUUUUGAAAAAACACCUUGUACAAUGCCAGAGAAAAUUUUCUAAGAGGGGUGUGAAGCAGAGGUGAAAAUAAAGUGAGAGACGAUUUCAGACUGGGUUGUUGCCCCAAAGGUGGUCAGGUUCUUUCAUGAGAUCUGUGUAUGGGGAUAGUGAAUUAGGAGCCCUCCCUAACCUGGGACUCCAUUUCUUACAUCAAAUCAAUAUCUAUUUGUUGAGUGCUUAUUAAUCAAGACCUUGCACGUGUCUGUCCAUUUUGACUUAUGAUUUUCUGUGUGGGUUGACUGAUAAGUCACCCCAAACAAAGCUGGGCAGAGAGAGCAACCUUGGAGAGCAGUUCUUCCGGGUCCAUUCCUCUUGGAUGGAAAGGAGUCCUGGGGGAAAGGCAUUGUUGCCUAAACCAACAGUCCUUGUGAUCUGUUUCUGCCUUCUGUGUUUCCUGAUGUCCAAUGCUUAAGUGUGUGUUUUGCAGUCACGAAACGAAGCACAAAAAGACGCAUGAGAUGUUGUAGUCAUAUGUCUGGUGUCACACUUCGGAGCAAAAACCUUGCAGUGGUAAAUAAAUCAUUUCCAAUGGG
Messenger RNA from Nycticebus coucang (slow loris), 4711 nucleotides. It is a transcript of the gene SYT13, whose product is annotated as synaptotagmin 13. The transcript has 6 exons. Lineage: Eukaryota; Metazoa; Chordata; Mammalia; Primates; Lorisidae. Gene Ontology annotation, biological process: regulation of dopamine secretion; cellular response to calcium ion; regulation of calcium ion-dependent exocytosis. Gene Ontology annotation, molecular function: clathrin binding; calcium-dependent phospholipid binding; phosphatidylserine binding. Bases 106 to 1386 code for a protein of 426 amino acids. The record is from RefSeq and is a predicted model, not a curated record.